Molecule: messenger RNA, 3673 nt
Organism: Trematomus bernacchii (emerald rockcod)
Lineage: Eukaryota; Metazoa; Chordata; Actinopteri; Perciformes; Nototheniidae
Product: NACHT, LRR and PYD domains-containing protein 12-like
Exons: 12
Coding region: 19-3237 (1072 amino acids)
Molecular function (GO): protein binding
Source: RefSeq, a predicted model, not a curated record
UCUCUCAGACUGGAGAAGAUGAGUGAUUUAAAAGAUGAGGAAGAGGACAAAUCUUCAGUCUCCAGCGGUCUGUCUCUGAAGAGUGACCGGUCUAUGGGAACACCUCUAGUCUUCAGUAAAGAACCUGGACCCUCAGAGACAAGACAGAGAGCAUGGUCUUCAGUCCCCAGCUGGCUGUCUCUGAAGAGUGACCGGUCUAAAGAUCAACCUCUAAAAUGCAGUACUGAACCUGGACCCUCAGACACAAGACAGCGAGCAGAGUCUUCAGUCUCCAGCUGUCUGUCUCUGAAGAGUGACCAGUCUAAAGGCUGGCCUGUAGCCUUCAGUGAUGAACCUGGACCCUCAGACACAGAAGGGAAGAGGAUAAUUCCUGCCAGUCAGACCAGAACUGUGGGAGCAGAUAGUGGUCUGCAGGAGGUUUUAGAUGAACAUAGGAUCAGUCUGAGGAGGAGAUGUGAACAUGUGACUGAAGGAACUGAUGAAAGUGAAACCCUCCUCAACAGGAUCUACACUGAGCUCUACAUCACACAAGGUCAGAGUGAAGAGGUUAAUACCCAACAUGAGGUGAGGCAGCUGGAGACAGCUUCCAAGAAAGAGACCCUCCAUGACACUCCAAUCAAGUGCCAGGACAUCUUUAAAGCCUUACCUGACCAACAGACUCACAUCAGAGUGGUCCUGACCAACGGAGUCGCUGGAGUUGGAAAAACCUUCUCAGUGCAGAAGUUCACUCUGGACUGGGCCGAGGGUUUGGAGAACCAAGAUGUCAGUCUGGUGAUCCCGCUCUCCUUCAGGGAGCUGAACCUGAUCAAAGGUGAGCAGUACAGUCUUCUCAGGCUGCUCCAUGUUUUCCAUCCAACCUUACAGAAGGUCACAGCAGAGCAGCUGGCUGUCUGCAAAGUGCUGCUCAUCUUUGACGGCCUGGAUGAAAGCAGACUUUCUCUGGACUUCAGAAACAAUGAGGUUGUGUCUGAUGUCUCACAGCAGUCCUUAGUCAACGUGCUGCUGACAAACCUCAUCAGGGGGAAGCUGCUUCCCUCGGCUCUCGUCUGGAUAACUUCCAGACCUGCAGCGGCCAAUCAGAUCCCUCCUGAGUGUGUGGACAGGGUAACAGAAGUACGAGGCUUCACUGACGCCCAGAAGGAGGAGUACUUCAGGAGGAGAUCGAGUGAUGAAGACCUGUCCAGCAGAAUCAUCUCUCACAUCAAGAGCUCCAGGAGCCUCCACAUCAUGUGUCUGAUCCCAGUCUUCUGCUGGAUCACUGCUGCAGUUCUGGACCACAUGUUGACUACAGACGAGAGAGGAGAGCUGCCCAAGACCCUCACUGACAUGUACUCACACUUCCUGCUGGUCCAGACCAAGAGGAAGAAGCAGAAGUAUGAAGCGGGACAUGAGACAAGUCCACAGCAGCUGACAAAGGCUGACAGGAAGGUUCUCCUGAAGCUGGGGAGGCUGGCGUUUGAACAUCUUGAGAAAGGAGACAUCAUGUUUUACCAAGAAGACCUGGAGCGCUGUGGUCUUGAUGUCACUGAGGCCUCGGUGCACUCAGGACUUUGUACAGAGAUCUUCAAAAGAGAGAGUGUGAUCUUCCAGAAAACAGUCUACUGCUUUGUUCAUCUGAGCAUUCAGGAGUUUCUGGCUGCAGUGUACAUGUUGCACUGUUACACCAACAGAGACACAGAGGUACUGAAGGACUUCCUGCAGGGAGACUAUAGCAACAGUUAUAACAGUGAUAAGGAUUACCCAUCCCUGGAUGUCUUCCUAAAGGGAGCCAUGAAUAAAUCCCUCCAAAGUGAAAAUGGCCACCUGGACCUGUUUGCCCGCUUUCUCCACGGCCUCUCUCUGGAGUCCAACCAGAGACUCUUAGGAGGCCUGCUGGGUCGCACAGACAAACGUCCACAAAUAAUCAAGAGACUCUUCAGAGGCCAGCUGAGUCACACAGACAAUAGACCAGAAAUCAUCCAGAGAGCCAUCAACAACCUGAAGGAGAUGAGCAGUGAUAAAAUCUCUCCUGACAGGAGCAUCAACAUCUUCCACUGUCUGACAGAGAUGAAGGACCACUCAGUACAUCAGGAGAUCACAGAGUUCCUGAAGUCAGAGAACAGAUCAGAGGAGGAACUCUCUGUGAUCCACUGCUCUGCUCUGGCCUUCAUGCUGCAGAUGUCAGAGGAGGUUCUGGAUGAGUUGGACCUGACCCAGUACAACACAUCAUGGGAGGGACGACGGAGACUGCUUCCAGCUGUGAGGAACUGCAGGAAGGCCAAACUUGCUAACUGUGGACUCUCAGAGACUCACUGUGAAGUCGUGGCCUCAGCUCUGAAGUCUGACCCCUCCCAUCUGAGAGAUCUGGACCUGAGUCUCAACAGAGAGAUGAAGGAUUCAGGAGUGGAGCUGCUGAGUUCUGGACUAAAGAGUCCAAACUGCAGACUGGAGACUCUCAGAAUGGAGAGCUGCAGUUUGUCAGAGAUCAGCUGUUCUGCUCUGGCCUCAGCUCUGAAGUCCAACCCCUCCAAUCUGAGAGAUCUGGACCUGAGUAACAACGACCUGAAGGAUUCAGGAGUUGAGCUGCUGAGAAAUCUUCUGGAGAGUCCAGACUGCAGACUGAAGACUCUCAGAAUGGAGAGCUGCAGGUUGUCAGAGAUCAGCUGUUCUGCUCUGAUCUCAGCUCUGAAGUCCAACCCCUCCCAUCUGAGAGAUCUGGACCUGAGUCUCAACGAUCUGAAGGAUUCAGGAGUGAAGCUGCUGAGAGAUCUUCUGGAGAGUCCAGACUGCAGACUGGAGACUCUCAGAAUGUGGCGCUGCAGUUUGUCAGAGAUCAGCUGUUCUGCUCUGGCCUCAGCUCUGAAGUCCAACCCCUCCCAUCUGAGAGAUCUGGACCUGAGUGAGAACAAGCUGCAGGAUUCAGGAGUGGAGCUGCUGAGUUCUGGACUAAAUAGUCCAAACUGCAGACUGGAGGCUCUCAGUCUGAGGAGCUGCAGUUUGUCAGAGAUCAGCUGUUCUGCUCUGAUCUCAGCUCUGAAGUCCAACCCCUCCCAUCUGAGAGAUCUGGACCUGAGUUACAACAAUCUGAAGGAUUCAGGAGUGAAGCUGCUGAGAGAUCUUCUGGAGAGUCCAGACUGCAGACUGGAGACUCUCAGGAUCAGAGAUGAGCCCUUCAGAGCCACGAUCCAGAAGACCUGUCCCAGAGGGUUACCUGUUGACCCGUGUCCAUCUCAACAAGGGUCCACAGACAUCCUAUAAUCCUGAGUUUGGUGGGAUGACGUUCUCCCUGUAAUCAAAGCACUGGUUCUCUUGGAGACGCUCUCAAAGUCUUUGAGGACAAAGUCAGAAAGAGAAGAAGAAAUGUGUUCCGCUCUUGGACUUGUUUGUGUUUCUCACCCCGGGUUAAUUAAUGUCCAAUCAAAUGUUAGAGACAGUAUUUUGAAUUAUAAAAAUGGCCACCUUAUCGUGUAGUCAAGUCCGUAUAAAGGACUACAAUUCCCACAGUGCCUCCUCUAAAGAGACAGAGAUGGGCAACCUGUCGGAAAGACGCAGUCGAAGCACCGUUUUUAACCGUUUGUUGCCGUUUUUUUACCGUUAAAAUGACAAAAGCCUAAAAAGAAAGAAAGACCACCGAAGUUGUUUAUUAUUUUAUUUGAGUUUUUCCUCUUUAGUUUUUGUUUUGACUUUUGUAAAA